UAUUUUUUGCAAUCUGCAGAUGAUGCCAUCCAUAAAAUUUACUUGCUGUGGCCUAAUGCAAAUCAGGUUGGCUAAUCCUCCUGGGGUGUUUCGGUAUCAAACAGAACCUUCCGAACCUGUUUUAUCGGUACGCAAACACAUGCAGGGCAAAUUUUUGUUUUUAGACUGUCUAUUCUUAACAAUGGAAAUCAUGGUAGAAAGUUGCUGUCAAAAUCACCUACCUGCGUACUAGUUUUAUAACAUGAAAAACUUACAUUGGCAUGGUUGGCCGCUAAAGUGUAAUUUGACGACAAAACAAGGUAUAAUAUUACGGCAGAAUUACGUUAUACGGGAUCAAAAGAUAGAUGCCAAAACCUUUUGACCCCUUUUCACUGCCUGUGAACAACACCAAACACCUAACUUUUAGAACCUACUGCAACCACAAAUGUUCCUAAAAAUCUGCAGUACUAAUAAUUGCAAUGCGGUUUCAAACAUGCAGAACACCAUAUCAGAAGUCCGUCUGUAAGAUGGAGGCAAUAAUUUUUAUAAAUGAACUUACAAUUGCAUGUGCUUGUCAGCUAAGUAGACUUUCCUAAAUGUUGGGAUUCAUUUCCAUUCCUGCAGUGUCUUUUUUAACAUGGCGACUCCGGCUGUAUAUCAUCUGGAAAAAGAGAAGGGAAGUAAUGGACGUGGAGAGGAUCUUCCGCGUACACACAAGUGUGGCGAGUGCGGAAAGGAGUUUCGUCGACUGAGUAAUUUAAAGAUACACAUGCGUUCUUACACUGGCGAGAAACCGUUUAGAUGUGAGGAGUGCGGCAAACAGUUUAGUCAGCUGGGUAAUCUGAAGAGACAUAUGAGAACCCACAUCGGUGAGAGACCUUAUAAGUGUGAUAAGUGUAGCAAACAGUUAAGGGACCAUGGCCAUAUGAAGAGUCAUAUGAGGACUCAUACUAAUGAGAAACCAUUCAAAUGUGACGAGUGCGGCAGACAGUUCAGUCAGCUAGAUCAUGUUAAGAGUCAUAUGCGGACUCACACCGGUGAGAAGCCCUAUAGGUGCGAUGAAUGCAGCAAACAGUUUAGUGUGAUGUGUAGUCUGAAGAAGCAUAUGCGGACUCACACUGGUGAGAAACCUUACAGAUGUGAGAAGUGCGGCAGGCAGUUUAGUCGGCUUGAUAACCUGAAGAGCCAUGUGAUGACACAUACCGGUGAGAAACCCUACCAGUGUAAAGAAUGCAGUAGGAGCUUCCGUACCUCAAGUAAUCUCCGGAGGCACAUGCGAACCCACAGUGAUAGAAGUUCACAGCUACCGAUUUGAAGGUUUUAGGCACCAGGGGGAGAAGUAGCACAAAGGCAGCAUGACAACGAGAAGCCACGAAACUAAUCUGCUCGUAUAUAUAUAUAUAUAUAUAUAUAUAUAUAUACAUAUAUAUAUAUAUAUAUAUAUGAAUAACGCAGGUUCUAUGCUUCGUCCUAGAAUUUAAUGUCUGGGCUGUUAAAAGAGACAUUUACGUAUACCAUUGAUCUGAUUGCAUUCAUAUUUUCUUAACCGAGAUGGCGACAAAAACUUCAAUGUGCUCUUUUUGUUAAAUUUGGGAAAAGUGGUGGUUUCGGCAUGGGGAAGAUUUUUGCCAAAUCAACCUUUGUAAAAAUAUCGAAAAUUAUGUGUAUUUUCAAUUUGUAUGUAGUAUUGAAUACUAGAAUGCCAGAUCGCGAGGUAACUGUAAUUAGGUGGUUAGAAAAAUGUAGGCGUCUCUCUAGAUUUUAGAUAUUUAAGUGUGGAUAACAAAGCUACAUGGUAUGGGCUGGGACUGUUUAUUGAUUUAGAGUAUAUAACAUGCAUGCUUGUGUGUCAUAGACUUACCAUUAACCGCCUUUUUAAGAUAUUGUUAUUACUGUUUGUUAGUUAUUACGAGUUUGUUAUUACUGUUUGUUAGUUAUUACGAGUUUGUUAUAGCUGUAAUGUUAGAUUACAUUGACCGCUCUCUAUAUACAUGUACAAGUGUACAUGAAAUUUGCUGUUGACAUUAUUAAUCAGUAUGUAAACACGACAUGUUUUUGUCGACCAUAUAACAACUGGAAUUCCUCAAGAGAGUUUUUGGUUUGUAAAUAUGCCGUACCUUCAAAUUUAACUCAUCUCUGUCGAUGUUAGAAUUUAGCUGUAAUAGAAAAUGUAACAUGACAUUGAUCAACAGAAUACCAGACAUAUCUUCAAUAAAAUGCAACAUGACUUAAAA
Molecule: messenger RNA, 2213 nt
Organism: Branchiostoma floridae (Florida lancelet)
Lineage: Eukaryota; Metazoa; Chordata; Leptocardii; Amphioxiformes; Branchiostomatidae
Product: zinc finger protein 239-like
Exons: 2
Coding region: 617-1294 (225 amino acids)
Biological process (GO): central nervous system development; regulation of transcription by RNA polymerase II
Cellular component (GO): nucleus
Molecular function (GO): DNA-binding transcription factor activity, RNA polymerase II-specific; RNA polymerase II cis-regulatory region sequence-specific DNA binding
Source: RefSeq, a predicted model, not a curated record